AUGUCAGAUAUAUACAAUUUGAGACAGAAGACAUCUGCAAAAGGACCACCCACUAAUUUGGAAAUCCCUAUAGAGGUAAUUAGUGCAUCCAGAAAGAUAGAUGUAGUUCAAAGUAUUGACUCUUCAGAUGAUGAAUCAGCUACAAAGAAACUUUUAAGUCAUCAGGCAGCUGAAAAUGAAUUACUAAAGAAACACGUUGAAAGAAGGACUACAUAUACUCCUGAAAUAAUGCAUCAGCUGCAAGAAGAAAAUGAGUUACUCGAAAAACAACUUACAUCUACAACCCAAAUUAUGGAAAGUAUCACCAAGAAAUCAAUCAGAUUUGCAGAGAAACCUGUGGACUUAAUUGAAAUACCACAGCAACAAACUGUUGAUGUACCACAUAUUUCUGAAGUAGCUCAAAAGAGUUUUGGAAUAUUCAUUGCAGAAGAUGAAGAGGAAGGGUUGAUUAAUGAACUGACAAAUGUAAUUGAAUUGUUGAAAAAGCAGCUUAAUGAUGCAAAUAAAACAAUGAGUCAGCUACAAGAAGAAAAUGAAUUACUCAAAAAUCAGCCUGCUACUGCAGAAGUAGACAAUAAAAGGAUUUUUAAUGAAUUGAGAACUCGCACUGAAUCAUUGCAAAAACAGCUUAGUGAUGCAACUGAAAAAAUAGUUCAGCUGCAAGAAGAGAAUGAAUUACUGAAAAAACGACGAAAAACAACCCAAAUAAUGGAAAGUGUUCCAGUAGAAAUAAUCAAAUAUGUAGAGAAACCUGUGGAAGUAAUUAAAGAAUCACAGCAACCAACUAUUGAUAUAGCACAUAUUGUUGAAGUAGCUCAAAAGAGUGUUGGAACAUCCAUUGCAGAAGGUGAUGAUGAACUGACAAAUGUAAUUGAAGUGCUGAAAAAUGAGAUUAGUGAUGCAACUAAAACAAUGAGUCAGUUACAAGAAGGAAAUGAAUUACUCAAAAAUCAGCCUGCUAUAGCAGAAGUGGACAAUGAAAGGAUUUUGAAGGAAUUGAGAACUCGCACUGAAUCAUUGCAAAAGCAGCUUAGUGAUGCAACUGAAACAAUGGUUCAACUAAGAGAAGAGAAUGAAUUACUCAAAAAACGACGAAAAACAACCCAAAUAAUGGAAAGUGUUCCAGUAGAAACAAUCAAAUAUGUAGAGAAACCUAUGGAAGUAAUUAAAGAAUCACAGCAACCAACUAUUGAUAUAGCACAUGUUGUUGAAGUAGCUCAAAAGAGUGUUGGAACAUCCAUUGCAGAAGUUGAAGAGGAAAGGAUGAUUAAUGAACUGACAAAUGUAAUUGAAUUGUUGAAAAAGCAGCUUAAUGAUGCAAAUAAAACAAUGAGUCAGCUACAAGAAGAAAAUGAAUUACUCAAAAAUCAGCCUGCUACUGCAGAAGUAGACAAUAAAAGGAUUUUUAAUGAAUUGAGAACUCGCACUGAAUCAUUGCAAAAGCAGCUUAGUGAUGCAACUGAAAAAAUAGUUCAGCUGCAAGAAGAGAAUGAAUUACUGAAAAAACGACGAAAAACAACCCAAAUAAUGGAAAGUGUUCCAGUAGAAAUAAUCAAAUAUGUAGAGAAACCUGUGGAAGUAAUUAAAGAAUCACAGCAACCAACUAUUGAUAUAGCACAUAUUGUUGAAGUAGCUCAAAAGAGUGUUGGAACAUCCAUUGCAGAAGGUGAUGAUGAACUGACAAAUGUAAUUGAAGUGCUGAAAAAUGAGAUUAGUGAUGCAACUAAAACAAUGAGUCAGUUACAAGAAGGAAAUGAAUUACUCAAAAAUCAGCCUGCUAUAGCAGAAGUGGACAAUGAAAGGAUUUUGAAGGAAUUGAGAACUCGCACUGAAUCAUUGCAAAAGCAGCUUAGUGAUGCAACUGAAACAAUGGUUCAACUAAGAGAAGAGAAUGAAUUACUCAAAAAACGACGAAAAACAACCCAAAUAAUGGAAAGUGUUCCAGUAGAAACAAUCAAAUAUGUAGAGAAACCUAUGGAAGUAAUUAAAGCACCACAGCAACAAAGUCUGGAAAUACCACAUGUUGUUGAAGUAGCACCAGACAUAGACACUGGAAGGAUAUUUAAUGAACAGAGAAAUCAGAUUGCAUCAUUGGAAAAACAGCUUAGUGACGCAAUUGAAAGAAUGAGUCACCUACAAGAAGAGAAUGAAUUACUCAAAAAACAAUUAGAUACAACACAAAUUAAGGAAAGUGUUCCGAAAGAAAUCAUCAAAUAUAUAGAGAAACCUGUGGAAGUAAUUAAAGCACCGCAGCAACAAAAUGUUGAAAUACAAGGUAUUUCUGAAGUGGAACAACUGAUUGGUGGAACAUCUACUGCAGAAGCAGAAAAUGAAAGCACUCUUGAUGAACUGAGAAGUCAAAUUGAGUCAUUGCAAAAGCAGCUUAGUGAUGCAAAUAACAUGAUUAAAAGUCUUGAAAGUACCCUUAAUGAACUGAGAAACGAAAAUGAAUCAUUGAAAAAUGAGUUACUACAGCUUCAGGAUAUAAUUAGAAAGCUUACAGAUGGAAAUGAUGCUCUUAAAUCAGUGCAACUUAAAGAUGAAAUAUCAGCAUCAGUAAAACAAAUUCCUGCUGACAAAACCAUGGAGACUGUUCCACAGGUAUUGGCAGCUCCAGAACCAUCCUUUGUAGAGCCUGAAAGUGCAGUGGUUAUCAGACAGCUCAAAAUAGAGAAUGAGUCAUUGAGGAAAGAUCUUGAGGAUGCAAGAAAGGCCUUACAUCAGACAAGUGAUAAUGAAAGUGAAUAUGAGAAAACUAUUAUGGAGCUCAGUACUGAAAAUGAGCGACUACUAAAAGAAACUGAAGAGGCAAGAGUGAAGCAUCAAAGAGAUCCAGAUAGCACAAAAAUUAUUAAUCAGAUGAAUCAAGAAAAUGAAAUGUUGAGAAAACAGCUUGAAGAUGCACGAAAAUUGGCACAGAGUAGUCAAGAACAAGUUUUGUCUGAUGAAACUGAUGACACACAAAUUAUCAAUCAGUUAAGGGAAGAGAAUGAAUUUUUGAAGAGGAGGCAUGAGUCCUUAACUGAUAUUACAAGCAGCAGUGCAAAAGAAGUUGUGAAGUAUGUGGAAAAACCUGUGGAAAUAAUUAAAACAGAUAUAGAUAGUGACAAAAUUAUUAAUGAACUAAGAAAUCAGAAUGAGUCACUACAGAAGGAACUUAAAGAUGCAAAUACCAUUAGAAGGGAACUUGAAGAGGAAGUCAGGAAGUUCAAAGAUGGAAAACAGACACCAAUACUCCAGGCAGAGCAAAUUGCAUCAUUUGAUGAAAAAAACAGAGAGAAAGAGAUGAGUCAGCUUAUGGAAGAUAACAAGUUAUUGAACAAACAACUUCUUGAUGCAACAAGUACAAUAGAGGAUCUUACAGUGAAUGUCACUAAUCUCAAAGAUGAAAUCCAGAGACUUCAAUCUAGAAAAAUAUCUGAUCUGCCAUUGGCAAUAGAGGACCAUACCCAAGAAUUUCAGAAACUGGAGGCUGAACUACAAGCUCUCAGAGAUGAAAACAGACGUCUGCAUAGAGACAAUGAAAAGCUUACAUUAGAAGUAGAGAAUCUGACAGAAGAGCAUAUCCCAUCUGCAGUUGCACUGUGGAAAACUAAAGAGAAACAACUGGAAACAGUUGUAGGUGAAGAAAAGCGGCGCAUUACUUCUCUACUUUCAAAAAAGGGCAGGAAAGAACAUCCAGGAGAGGUCGCUGCCUGGACACGUGAGAGGGAACAUCUCCUAGAAACAAUUAGGCAGCUAACAAAAGAAGCAAAAGAAGCAAAAGAGGCACAUGAAGAGAAAGAAGAAAUGGAAGAUAGAAUGAAGUCGCUGCUGUCACAGAUAGAUGAAAUGAAGCAAAAAUUGAUGGAACAAGAAAGAGAAGCUGAAAUGGGUGGACCAGCUGUGCAGACUCUUCAGGAAGAAAACAACAAAAUUAGAAAUCAAAUGGAGUCUCUGAAUACAGAGCUUGAAGCUAUGCAACAGAGGCUUAAAGACCAAGAGGCAGAACUAAGUCACUUAACAGGGUUGCAAGAAGAAAACAACAAACUGAAAAAUGAUCUGUAUGCACUGCAAGAAGAAUUGGAAAGAUUGAAGUCUGUCGAACAGCAAGCUGGGCAAGGGCAGGCUAUUUUGGAAGAUAAUCAGAGACUGAAAGAUGAAAAUGAGAGCCUUCAGACAGAGCUCGAUUCACUUAAAAGAGAACUGGAAAGACUGAAGUCUGUUGAACAGGCAGCUGGACAAGUCCAAGCUCUUUCAGAAGAAAACCAGAGAUUGAAAGAUGAAAAUGAGAGGCUGCAGAUGGAGCUGGAUUCUUUGAAAGAUGACCUGGAAAAACUGCAGUUAGCUGGACAGGCAGCUGAGCAAGCCCAGGCUCUUCAAGAAGAUAAUCAAAAACUGAAGGAUGACAAUGAGAAACUGAAGGAUGACAAUGAGAGGCUUCAGAAAGAGCUGGAUUCUUUGAAAGAUGACCUGGAAAAACUGCAGUUAGCUGGACAGGCAGCUGAGCAAGCCCAGGCUCUUCAAGAAGAUAAUCAAAAACUGAAGGAUGACAAUGAGAAACUGAAGGAUGACAAUGAGAGGCUUCAGAAAGAACUGGAUUCACUGAAAGAAGAGCUGGACAAACUAAAGUCUGCUGAUAAGUCAGCCGAGGAAAAUCAGGCUCUCUUAGAAGAAAACCAGAAACAGAAGCAUGAUAAUGAGAGACUACAGAAAGAGCUGGAUUCACUGAAAGAAGAACUGGAAAAGCUUCGGUCUCAACCAGCUGAGCCAGACCAAGAUCUUUUGGGAGAAAUCCAGAACCUAAAGGAUGAAAAUGAGAGGCUUCAGAAAGAACUGCAGUCUCUGAGAGCAGAACUGGAUACAACUAAACAACAAGCAGGUGGAGAGGAUCAGAAUUUGCAGGAUGAGAUCCAGACACUGAAAGAAGAAAAUGAAAGACUCAAGGAUGAGCUACAAUCUCUGAAAGCAGAACUGGAUACAGCUAAACAACAAGCAGGUGCAGAGGAUCAGAAUUUGCAGGCUGAAAUCCAAAAACUGAAGGAAGAAAAUGAAAGACUCAAUAAUGAGGUGCAGUCUCUGAGAGCAGAACUGGAUGCAGCUAAACAACAAGCAGGUGCAGAGGAUCAGAAUUUGCUGGCUGAUAUCCAAAAACUGAAGGAAGAAAAUGAAAGACUUAAAAAUGAACUGGAUGCAGCGAAGCAACAAACAGGUGCACAGGAUCAGAAUUUGCUGGAUGAGAUUGAGAAACUGAAAGGAGAAAAUGAACGACUUAAGAAUGAAGUUGAAGAAAAAGCAGAACAGAUGAAGAAAUUGGAAAGUGUGUCAAAAGAAGCUGGUGAGAAACCAGACCUUAGUAAGGAAAUAGAAUCUCUGACAGAACAAAUUAAGCAACUUCUGUCAGAAAAAGAGAAACUUGAAAAUGAACUAAAAGAUUAUAUAGAAAAGAACAAAAUUCUGGAAGACAAAUUAAAGACAUAUGAAAGUGCUGAUGAUGCAACAAAGGCCUUACAAGAUGAACUUGAAGCCCUUAAAUCUGAAAACCAAAAACUUAAAGACGGUGGAUCAUCUGAGGCCGCACUACGUCAAGAAAUGGAAGCAGAAUGCGAAGAAAAGCUCGCAGCUCUUAGGAGUGAACACCAGAAGGAACUGGAACGACGUGAGCAGGUACACCGUGAAAACUUGGAGACAUGUCAGAUUGAACUAAAUGAACUGAAGGGAAAGUUACAAGAGAGUGACAAAACACUUCAGUUAAACUUGGAUAAGGAUAAGAAUAAGGACGAAUACGCAAAAGAGUACGAGGAUGAAAUUGCAAGACUACAAAAGCAAAAUGAUAUGCUUACUAAAAAUCUGAAAGCAGACUUAGAAGCAAAAAAUGCUGAGCUAGAUACGGCAAAAUUUGAAAUGAACAAGGAAAUUACUGAGCUAAAAAAACAACUCGAGAAGUGUAUAGGUGAUUGUGAUGGAUACAAAAAAGAAUUAAACUUACUUAAAGAGAAACUAAAAGGUUUCAAGUCUUCCAAAUCAGAAGUCGUCGUAGAAGUGACUAAGUCUGAGCCGCUUCCUACUGUGAAAGAGGAAAAACCUGAAAAGAAACAAAAGAAAGAGAAAGAGAAAAAGGAGAAAGAGAAAAAGGAGAAGAAAUCAAAACUAAACGUUGAUGAAGCUCCAGUCAGUAAAACCGAGAUUGAAACCGAGAAAAAGCCAGAAGUGGCUCCCAAAAAGAAAACUGUAGCUCCUGCUAAAAAGGAAGCAAAACCUGAAAUGACGUCUAAAUCGAAACUGGAAGCAAAAAUACCAGAAGGUGAAAAGAAGGGUGAUGGAGGUGUCUGCCGUUGUAUGGAACAUCCGCUGGUGAAGAUUAUCUACAAGAUUCUCCAUGGCGGCCCUGAGGUCCUGCAUUCAGACGAAAUCAUCUAUUUACACAAAAAACUGUGCGCUGAGUGUCGUACGGCUUUGGGUCCGCCAAGAGAUGAAGAGCAAAUAAGGGCUCACAGAAGGAAGCUUCAAAAGGAAAUAACUGAACGGCAAGAAAAGGUGUAUAAAGGAGUUGCACAGCUUGAGGAGAGUGUAAAAGAGGAGAAACUGUUCCUAGAACGACUGUGUCAACAUUUUGCUGAAAAACAGAAACUUGCCAGUGGGCAAAAGAAAAUGGCUUUCCCUUGUCAACGAGUCAUUUCAGCAUGUAUGACAUGUGCUGCCAGAAGAACAGCCUCGGGUACAGCAAUAGGAAGUAAAAAUCAACAGAGGAAGGGACACUGCAACAAGCCAGUAGAUCCAGUAGGAGCAUCAAAAACGACAGUUAGAUGCCCAGGUUGAACCUAAGAAAAUGAGGAACAUCUACACUUCAUCAUCACCUAUUGCUCUGGUCUCCAACGAAAUAUUAAAAAUUGUAUUGUGCUUGUGAUUGUUUGUGAGAACCAAAAGUCCUGUGCUUGUCCUUGGAUUUCAAAGUGUGAUACAUUCUGAGUAAAUAAUUUGCU
Molecule: messenger RNA, 6962 nt
Organism: Schistocerca gregaria
Lineage: Eukaryota; Metazoa; Arthropoda; Insecta; Orthoptera; Acrididae
Product: putative leucine-rich repeat-containing protein DDB_G0290503
Exons: 21
Coding region: 1-6798 (2265 amino acids)
Biological process (GO): regulation of DNA-templated transcription
Molecular function (GO): sequence-specific DNA binding
Source: RefSeq, a predicted model, not a curated record